Molecule: messenger RNA, 1779 nt
Organism: Paraglomus occultum
Lineage: Eukaryota; Fungi; Glomeromycota; Glomeromycetes; Paraglomerales; Paraglomeraceae
Source: the annotation of a GenBank genome assembly
AUGACCGUUCCAAGGGAAGGAAAACUAAUACGUAGCUGCACACGAAUCAACAAGAAUCCGGUCAAAGACAGAAGUCUUUCCGCCGGCGUACAAACUGAAGAACACAAAUCUCUCCACCUUCCAACCGAAUGUCUAUUCAACAUAUUCUCUUACCUUGCAGACGAAAGACAAUCAUUAUACUCAUGUAUAUUAGUUAACAGACAUUGGUGCAGGGCCGCUAUAUCUGUUCUAUGGUCUCGACCUUUUGUAUUGCUAUAUCUGAAAACAAAAAAGAAACACAAAUCACCCGACACUCCUCGGCGUGAACCAUUCAAAUUACUCCGCAUGUGUCUAGUUUGUCUAGGUCACGAAAAUUCUUCUCAUUUACUUAUGAAACUAAAAAAGCGAAAAGAGCGACCCUUGUUUGACUAUUUAUCGUUUAUAGAAGAGUUACACGUCAGAGAUCUAUGUCGAGCUGUAUUGCAAGGGCUUGCAUACAAGAAGAAAAAGAAGACUGUGAGGAACGUAAAAAUCAAGUUGGACAAGGUUCUCAGUAAAUUCACAGAACAGAUAACAAUGAGAACAUCACAUUCUUUCAAAGAAGAAAUUAAAGACGAUGCAUUGGGUGGGCUUACUGAAUUUGCUGGCACAAUGUGUCAACUACUUCUCAACAAUUGUCAUCGACUAAAGACGCUUUGCGUUCAAUUGGACAUUGAUCUUGAUGGAUUCGCUGAUCCAUAUCGCCGAAUUAAAGCAUACAUAGCCGACAGUCAUGGAUUAUCUACUCUGACAGAGUUUGAGUGGAGAGCGAAUGCGCCAUCAGCCGAACUGCUCCAGGCGCUGACCAACGCAACAUCAAAACUGACGACGGUCCGCGUAUAUCGUCUUCCGUUGACCAGUUGGGAUGAUACUCGAGUCGGAGAGAGCUUGAUCACGCUCAUUAGAGGCCAACGUAAAUUGGUUCACUUUGAGUUGGGGUGGACUGGUCGUGAUUGUACAUCUAUAGUAGAAGCGCUGGAGCAUCACUCGUCUACGUUACAGUCUCUUCAUUUUAUAGGGGUCAGCUUCCGAUCGUGGAAACCAUUGAAGAUUCUCUCGUCUACCACUCAAUUGCGGAGUAUAAAGUUUCAUGCCUGUAGGAAUGUGACGGCCGAACUACUCGACUCGUUAGCGCAUGGACGCUAUCCUUGUCUAACUUCACUAGAUUUCUGUGAUACAAGAGUGCCCUCGAGUCUAGUAGAGUCAAUGUUAAGUAACUGCGGUAACACAUUGGAGUCGGUUAAUCUGGGUGAGGCAGAGUCGUGUAGUUAUCUGAUCGAACUUGUCAACGUGCUCUGCCCCAAAGUUUCUCAUUUUGGCGCAGUUAUCGAGUCAGAGGACACACCGCUGCUUCUUAAAUAUCUACUUGAGCAUCAUCACAUGAAGUCGUUAGAAAUUUCCGGGCCAGUGGCAGACAUGGAUUGGCUGUUUUUGGCGCUUUCCAUACAAGAGUUUCCAAAUCUUAGACAUCUUACUAUAAAAGGUGCUCGGCAGCAGAUAUCGCCGCAAACGUUGGAAAUAUUUCUCAGCAAAUCGGGGCCACCCAUUGAACAACUGAAAUUAGUGCCGUGUUUUGGUAAAGGAGAUUGUUACACAGAAGUAGUAUUAAGGUUUCUGAAAGGUACGUUGAAAGACUUUAACAUGGUAGUGACUGAAAGUGGAAUGCGCGAGGAUUUGAUUAACCGCGCGGAAGAGACAAUUGAAAAAUUUGAGUGUGAAUUAAUGUGGUCGUGGAGUAUGCUCUCCAGAUAUUUACAGUAA